Stylophora pistillata is the source of this 2164-nucleotide messenger RNA. RefSeq lists its product as uncharacterized. Lineage: Eukaryota; Metazoa; Cnidaria; Anthozoa; Scleractinia; Pocilloporidae. The record is from RefSeq and is a predicted model, not a curated record.
UAUAAACAUGUUAAAUGAAGUUGGAAGAAAUAUGGUAAAAAUCCUUUUGCGGUUCGUUAUGAAACUAAAGUAGUGUUGAGCUUACAAAUUGGAGACCACAAAUUUAUCGCCAUGAACACAAGGUCGCAAGUGCCCAGGGGAAACAAGCUGUUUUUACCGAAAAUUGAAUAUGCUAAGCUUACAGAAGACAGGCCGUUAGGCGAAGAAAGAUCAAACAUGAAGACCGUUCUUUCUGAUGAAAAAAAGAGCAACGGUGAAUCAGAAACUGAAGAGAAAAUUCCUCUGUUGAAUGUUAAUAUGGGUGCUUUCACGCGUUUUUCUGUUUUGCCACCGAUAAAGAAUAACGCUCGACAUGGAAGUAGAUUGAGCAACGCGCGUAGAUUUUCAGUCGUGUCGUCGAAUGGGUCGGCUGCUAGUUACGAUACAAGCAGGAAAAGCGAUGAGGGGAAAUUGUAUAAAAACGUAGACUGCUCCAGCUUCGUGGCUCAGCAAAGAAAGGACUCGAGCGGUGAAUAUGAUAAGUAUUUACAAGUGGUCGGUAGGCCGUACUUGGCUGAAAAGCGGAAACGUCGAGGGAAAGAACAACUUCGAUCGAAACCGAGAAUCCCUGAACGAUCUUUUAGUAGCCCUGCGGGAUCUGAGAGUGGAAAAUCCAGUUGUAAAGGCUGCAAUGCACUUUUAAUAAGGCAGCGUUCAAAAACUGAAGGUGGGCAAUUUCUUAUGGACUCGCAAUCAAGAGCUGACAUUGUAAAACACACAUGUAUCAGGAGUGAGGAAUUCUCGGGUACAAAUCAAGAGAGGUUAUAUCCGAACAGCUUACAUUUACAAAGCGAACAUCGCGCCUACGAAAAGAAUAAUAACAGAAUCCAAUCCGGAAGAAGGAAAGGUUCUACUAUUGCCACAAAACAAUCAGAAAAAAUUAGUUUAUCGGUUGCAGCACUUGCAAAUGGCAGACGACCUGUGAGUCGGUGCGAAAUAGACUUGAAUAUCAAUUCAUCGGUGUCAUUUGAGCAAGAUACACACGUUUCGAAUGAGCAGCGAUCUAAUUCGCCGCCAUCAGUACGAAUAUAUGAAUCACAGAGAAAAAAUUCAAACGAGAAUCGAGAUCAAAGCGAAGACACUGCAUACUCUUUGCAAGGAAUGCCACAAAUUAAAAUUUUAAUCGACUCGCUUGAAAAUGCAAGAGAGGAACUUCCCAAAGGUUCUAUUGAUGUGCCGUAUACUUCGUUGAGGGAGAAACGAAGACGGUCGGCACUGUGUAGAAAUAAUUCAAAACAAGUGGAUGAUUUUCUUUUAGUUCAUAAUCUUCGGGAUUUAGGCUUGCUUUAAACGAAUUAUUCAAGCUGAUCUGUGUAAAGCUGAUCACACGGACGGCGGUGUUCUAUUUUCAGCCUAGCUGUGACAGUUGCCAAGAAACAUUGGCGGUAAUAAAAGCUUAUUAGGCAAGGCAGGUGACUCGGCCUUCCAUUUUACGCAAACAUAACUCAUAUACAUUUCCUCUAAAGGAAGCAAAAAUACCAUUUAAGAAGUAAAUCGCAAUGGUACUAAUCUUACAGGUUUACAGAAUGACGUGAUGUAAAAGAAACUUUCGCUUGGAAAUCUUAUUGCAUGGCUGUGAUAAUAAUUUUUUUUAUCAUAAAUCAAGCGCGAGUAAGUGUGGUGCAAUAUAUUAUUCAUAUCACUUAAGUAAACGCUAUAUCGUGCAUGCACUACCUGUGACAUAAUGAGGAGAAAUGAAAAACAAGAGGUGAUGAUACUGUGAAGUUGCAUACAUAAUCCUGAAGACCGGACUAAAAAGAGACUGAACGUCUUCGGUUCCAAAAUAAACUAAUAUAUUUGUACCAGGUCGAGCAUAUGCGUCUACCGAAUUUCCGAUCAUUUAUGACAAAUGUUUUAUCAUACGGAAAGCGUAGGGGAUAUUAGCACUCCGGUAAUUUAUCUUCUUUUUUAUUGGCUCUUGAGAUGGGAAGAUAAGCUCAUCUGGGAAGUUCAAAACUUCAAUAAAAAAAUCUCAGUCUUUGAACCUUUGAAAACAUGCCGUCUAUUUCACUCCCGUUGUGGCCAUUGUUCAUUUUAGUUUAUUUCUGUGUCAGGCCAAAUAUUGUGUCUAAUGACGCAAAAUUAAUCAAUUUUCCUAGCUAUACUAUCGGUGACGGUUUUAUUC